Messenger RNA from Theobroma cacao (cacao), 1767 nucleotides. Its product is annotated as zinc knuckle (CCHC-type) family protein. Lineage: Eukaryota; Viridiplantae; Streptophyta; Magnoliopsida; Malvales; Malvaceae. The record is from RefSeq and is a predicted model, not a curated record. Gene Ontology annotation, molecular function: zinc ion binding; nucleic acid binding.
CUCAUGUCGUAUUGGCAACCACACGGUCUUCUUUAACAUCAGUUGUCACUGCAAAGUCAUUUAGCUGAUAGAUUGAUUUUCUUUCGUCUUUCUUUUUUCUUUUGGAUUCCACUCUGAAUCUUACAUAUGUAAAUGUCUUCACUUUGUCCCUGCUUUCGACCACUCCUUCCUCAAUGGAGGUACAAGAGUGCACGUUUUUUGGUUAUUCUCCACUCUAAAACAAAGGUUUGCUUCAAACCGUGGGUGUUUUCCUCUUCCUCCAAUGAUGAUUCAGCUUCACUGCCUAGACAAAGCCAAUUGGGUUAUGAUCCUUCAGAGGAGCUAUUUGGACUCUCAGUUGAUCCAAAACCAAGCAACGCUCUUCCAGGGACACCAAAACCAAGAUCGUGGUUUGGUCCAAAUGGUCAGUACAUCAGAGAGCUUCCUUGUCCAAGUUGCAGGGGGAGAGGUUAUACACCAUGUACAGAGUGCGGAAUAGAAAGAUCAAGGUUGGACUGUUCUCAAUGUAGUGGAAAGGGUCUAAUGACUUGUCGUCAGUGCUCGGGGGAUCGUGUGAUAUGGGAAGAGUCAAUUGAUGAGAAACCAUGGGAGAAAGCUCGUUCAAUUUCUCCACUCAGAGUAAAAGAGGAUGAUGAGGUAGACAACCUAGACCUAAAUCUGGAUGUGAAGAAAAAAUCAAAGCGUGUUUACCAAUCACCUUCUCCUGAAGUUGGAUUGAAGAUCAGCCGAUCACUAAAAAGUCUCAAUGCAAAAACUGGACUAUUUAGUAAAAGAAUGAAGAUCAUCCAUCGUGAUCCUAUGCUUCAAGCGCAAAGGGUGGCUGCCAUUAAGAAAGCAAAAGGAACUGCUGCAGCAAGGAAGCGUGUUUCCGAAGCUUUGAAAGCUUUUUUUAGUGAUCCAGAGAACCGUCGCAAGCGGAGCAUUUCUAUGAAAGGAGUUAAAUUUUACUGUGGAAAUUGUGGCCGUGAAGGGCAUAGAAGACACUACUGCCCUGAAAUCAGAGAUAGUUCAAUAGAUAAGAGGUUCAAAUGUCGAUUAUGUGGAGAAAAGGGCCAUAACAGAAGAACCUGUCCAAUGUCUAGGUUGAGCAAUCAUAAAAGCUCUGGUCGAAGGCGUCACCGUUGCAAGAUCUGUUGUAAAAGUGGUCACAAUCGUCGUACAUGUCCUCGAGUGAUAGGGGUGAGAGACAAUUUGACUUCUGGAAGUAGAAUAUAUACCUGCAGGUUAUGCCGAGAAAAAGGGCACAAUAUAAGGACAUGUCCUAGUAAAAAGAAGAGCCAUCAAAAUUCUAAUAUUCAAUUGAAAAAGGAAGCCAGCAACUUGGUCUUCAAUAAUUGUGCUGGACAGUAGACAAAACAACAGAAAGCUCUGGCAUCUCUAUUUCCUAGUCUUUCUCUGGCUGGAUUUAAGGAUAGCAUCCUACUUUCCCUUUCGAUUUAUCUGAUAGUAGAUUUUGCUUUAUCCACUAAUUUCCUAACACGCAGGGGUUGCUAUUUUAAUGGCCAAAACCUUGAACAGAGAUGUAAACCUGUUGUCCAUUAUUUUCACUUGUUUCACUUGCCCAUUAUUUUCUAUGAUGACUUGUUUUGAUGUAAGCCAUCUCAGCUUAGAUGAGUUCAAGGGAUGGCACUUUGGAUAGAUAUCUUGUACUCUUCCAUGAAAGAGAUCUGGCCACUUUCUUUCGAGGCAGGCUUUUUGCCAAUGGACCCAAUAUAUGACUGCCUGCAACAUGCCACCUUUUAGAGAAAACAAAACCAUUUCCAUUUU